GCCCCUCUUUGCGUAUCCGAAGGGGCUGCUGCUCAAGUUCUAGCUGCACUUCAGCCCGACGCUGUUGGUCUACGGGCACCCGGUGCAGCACGGGGCAGGUCGUGCAGAGGAUCUCCUGGUGGGUUUCCUGCUGGGCCUGGCCAAGCUGGCCAUCCACGGGACGCGGUGGCGGGCGUUCGAGGGUUCCGGCCGGUCGGCCUGCCUGCCCGUCUUCCAUGCUUACGUGCGCGCGUGGGUGUUUUUGGACCGGGAGCACGCGGUCUCCGCGGGCACCCUGGUUGAGUUCCGCUCUGGGUGGGCCCUCAGGGGAUCGCCUGUGUCAUGGACAGUACCAAUGCCAUUCUUAUUUGAAGUGUUGGGUGUUGCUUUAGCAGGAGUAGUGCUGCGUGUGUGUGUCGUUAGUAUUAGUCUGCGUUCUCUACUGUAGUAUGUCGUGGCUUAGUUUCUUCUUUUCUGUAUUCGACGUCGUGUAUUGACACUGGUUGUCCGUCUGCAGUGCUUUUAGCGAAUAAACGUUUAUAUCAAGAAAAGGGCAGUAAUUGAGGAAUCGUCGCGCUGUGGGAGGGCGGAGCCGGUGUUUCCGCUCGGGUUGCCGGAGCCGGAGCCGGAGCCGGAGCCGCGGAGAUGGAGCGGGACCCGGGCGGCGAGAAGGGGCACCAGGUGCCCGGGACGGGACCGGCGGGCCGAAUUCCUGCUCUUCAGCGGCUGCGGAGACACCGUGUGGAGCUGGUGGACGAGCUGCCAGAGCGAGUGGAUUGGAUCCUGGACCGAGCCCUGCAGAUGGACCUGAUCACCAAGGAUGACUACGAAGAUGUGAAGUACGUGCCCGGCCCCCGCAGGAGAGUCCGUGCCCUGCUGGACAUCAUUGACUGCCGUGGGGACCUGGUGGCCGAUGCCUUCAGCUCUCUCUUUUCCAAAUCCGGAGGUGUUGCUGACACAGAUACUGGGUCAGGCGAGUACGGCACCCUGGUGAAGAAGCACAGACAGGUUCUGCUGCGGAGGAACCAGUCAAUGAUGCCCUACAACUCGAGGGUGGGAGAGAAGGUUCACCUGCUCGACCUGUUCACUGACCUACUGCUGGUCAGUGGACAUCACAGCACGGAGCUGAAACGCCACCAGCUGUUGUCCCUGGGCCAGCAACGCAUCCAGCUGCAGGAGGGCUGCCAGCUCGCCAUCCUGCCCCAGCAGCUCUUCCAGCAGAGCCCCAGCAGGGUGCUGGUGACUGGUGUGGCCGGCAUCGGGAAAACAGCACUGCUGCAGAAACUGGUGUACGACUGGGCAGGCGGUCAGUGUCUCCACAACUUCCAGGUUGUCCUGCAGCUGGCGUUCAGGGACCUGAACCUAAUCGACCAACCAGUGAGCUUCAGGAACCUGGUUCUCAGGAAGAACGGCCAUUUGGCCAAGUUGCUGGAUCUGGUCUUUGAGGAAGCACAGAAGCUGCUGGUCGUCCUGGAUGGCUUCGACGAGUUUAAGUUCUGCUCCAUUGUGGAUGGGGAUCGUUACGUCAUGGACCCAGAUGAAGAGGCUCAGCUACCUGACAUCAUCAACAGCCUACUGCGGGGGGAGCUGCUCCCUGAGGCAUCUGUGCUCCUCACCACCCGUCCCACCGCCGUCACCUACAUCCCUGUGGAGACAAUUGACCGCUUCGUGGUCAUCACUGGGUUUUCGGAAAAGGAGAUCAGGAAUUUCUUCCUGAAAUAUUACCGGGAUGAGGGUCUCAGCAGCAGGGUCUUUCAGCUGGUAAAGGAAAACCAUUUCCUCUUCACCCUGUGUUUCAUCCCUGCCUUCUGUUACAUUGUGUGCAGCGUGUUGAAGGAGCAGGGGGCAACGGGUCACAACCAACCCAAGACAAUGACUGACAUUUACAGCCGCUACCUCACCAUGCUGCUGAAACAUCACGCCCGCCCCCAGCCACAGGGACCAGGGGCUCUCACUCAGAUGCUACACAACCUGUGCAGGCUGGCGUACAGCAAACUACUUCAGCAUGACACCCUCUUCUGCCAGCACGACCUGCAGGCUCACCACAUCCAGCUCAAUACCUUCGUCAACAGUUUUCUGGACAGAACCUGUGUUCAGGAGCCCGACUGUGUGGAGGGCAUCUUCUCCUUUGCACACUUCACCAUCCAGGAGUUCCUGGCAGCUCUUCACUAUGUGUUGGAACCCCAACCUUUCCCGGACGUCCUGGACAUGGACACCUGCAGGAUGGACUUGGGAUACUUGGAUAUCUUCCACCGGUUUGUCUCAGGCUUGUUGUCAGAGAGAAACCAAAGCUUGCUAUCCAAGCACCUGGAGCUGGGGAACGUCACCAAACUGGAGGACUACCACAUGUGGCUGCUGGAAGGAAUCACAGAGAGCUGUGAAAAAGGGUCCAGCAUUUUGAAUCUACUCCAUUGUUUGUUUGAACAGCAAAACCACUCGCUAGCAGAGAGGAUAACCCCCAGAAGUCUCCACAUUCACGUGGGGGACAACGUACUUUGCCCGGUGGAUCUGAGUGUGCUGCAGUACUUCCUGGACCUGCAGAUUGGAGAUGUGGUGGAACUGGAUGUGACUGCCACCAAUAUCAGUGGUGAGGGGCUGAGGACCCUCCAACCCUACCUGCAGCAGUGUGAGAGCCUGUGGUGUGGGGAGAACAAAUUGGACUCGGAAGCGAUUAGCUGCUUGUGUGAGCUGCUGAAGUCCCGAAACUACAGGCUGAAACUCCUAGGCCUGGGCUGGACGGACAUUGGUAACGAGGAGCUGAUGGAACUGUGCAGCGCACUGAAGGAGAACAGAACUCUCCAGGAACUGUGGAUCGAGGGCUGCAGUGCCGACUACGAUGGGAUCUUGGACUUUGCCUCCGUUUCAUCCACCAACUCCACCUUGAAGAAAGUGGUGUUCAUUGGCCACAGCCUGGAGGAGGGUGACACGGAGAGGCUGAAGCAGGAGCUGAGCCCGGCUGCCUUGGGGCUGAUCGUGGCCGGAUUCUGCGAUGACCGCCAGCUGUGGCAGGGCUGGUGUGACUGGGUCCGCCAGCGGUGCUACACGUGCACCGACGACAAGCUCCUCCACUUCCUGCACAAAAUCUUCCCCUGUCAUCGACCCAGCAGCAGGUUGUGGUGGGUGCAGCAGUGGUGCACGGCGCUGCAGGAACUGCUGCAGGAACGCAUCGACCGCUGCAGGCUGGCAGAAACACGCAGGAAGCUGCAGAAACUGCAGGGAACCAUCAGCCUGCACUGCUGAGGGUGGGGGCUCGGACCCCGGGCACUGUCCCCCUCCCCGUCCCUGUCCCCACCCACGCCUGUGCAGACUGCACCAACCCCUGUCCUUGCCCAACACCCUGAACACUUCACCCCACUGAUGGGCGGGAUGGCAGAAAGGGGC
Molecule: messenger RNA, 3360 nt
Organism: Pristis pectinata (smalltooth sawfish)
Lineage: Eukaryota; Metazoa; Chordata; Chondrichthyes; Rhinopristiformes; Pristidae
Product: NACHT, LRR and PYD domains-containing protein 3-like
Exons: 7
Coding region: 625-3219 (864 amino acids)
Biological process (GO): regulation of apoptotic process
Cellular component (GO): cytoplasm
Source: RefSeq, a predicted model, not a curated record